AUGACCAAUUCCAAAGCAUGUGGGCAAUGGAUAACUCCACUCAGAGCCAGUCCGAGCCUUGUGAAGCCAGACCCCUCCAUCAGACUCUGUCGCCAUGUUUCAGUAGGCCCUGGCGUGUCCUUCGAGCUUCGAUUGCAGCUUUUGGAGGUCUUGUCCCAAGUCUCCCUGGCCUCGGGCCAUGGAGCUCUGGGUCUUCAAGAGCUGCAGCGAGCCUUGGGACGCCCAGGUGAGGAAGGUCGGCAACUCUGGUCGCUCCUAGGUCGGCACCACCUGUCGUGGGGGAACCUCCCUGCAGCCAAAGAUGCUUUCGAGAAUGCUCGAAGCUGCGUGGGAGAGGAGUCCACCCUCCUGUUGAACCAGGGGCUGCUUGCAAUGGCAUCCAGCGACUACUCCGCGGCCAGGAACGCGUUUGAGGCGGCGGCUGUGGCCACAGCUGCCCUGGAGGAAGAGGUCCUGGCUGCCGAGAACAACCUGGCGGUGUGCAAAUUUUACACCAAGGACCUCCGUGGCGCCUGUGAGCGCCUGGAGGCUCUGGUGAAGAAGGAACCCGUGCGGUUUCUGAAGCCGUCGAUUCUGCACAACUUGGCCUCAUUCUACGAGUUCUCCCAGGAUGCCAGUGGCAAGCGCCGACAGCUUCACAUGUUUGCGGCCACCACCCAGAUUCUUGAGAGCAAAGAUCUGAGUGGUCCCCAAUUCCUGCCACCUUUGAACCAUCGUAUUCUUCAGCUGAUGGAGCUUCCGUGGCUCCGCUCUGGACUUGACCUCGCCGGCCCGAGCCGCCCGGCACCCUCCGCGUCCAGUGCGGCUCCGCGCCCGGCACCGCCGACGCGCGUCGGGCGCGGGCGGAGUGUGGCCGCUGUGUGGAGCGUGGCGGGGCUGGUCCGGUGGCGCCGGGCAGGACGGCGAACGUGGAGGAAAGCAACACCUAGUGAAGAAGAGGAAGAAAGGAAAAGAGUUGCGGAGGUCAGUGCCCAGGAGCGUGCCAGACGUGAGCGAAUAGAUGACCACUGGCGCGAUGGAAACGCCAAAGCGCAACCCGCAGCCAUCAUUCAAAACGACUGGGUGCGUCGAGUGGCUUUGGCUGGAGAUGAAGUCUUUGUUGGGACCUCCUCCACAGGUGUCCGGAGGCACAGCUUUGGCUCCGUUGAGCCCAAGCAGGUCUAUGGCGUGCACGGGAACCCGCAGAGGAUGGUGACUGCCGAUCAUCCGGCAAAGGUGGACCCUGAGACCUCCGUAACAUCGCUGACCUGGACCGGCCAACACCUUUGUGCAGGUCUGGCUGGUGGCCGUCUUCAAGUUUGGAAUGAAGAAGGUUGGUUGAUCUUAGACCAUGAGGUAAACAGUCGGCCCUGCUAUGUCUGUGUCUAUGACAGCUCGAUUUUGGUGGCCGCCGCCGGGGACUCCAUCAUGGCUUGGGACUUGAACGACUUGGGCGAUGCAGCGCCACGGUGUCGGAUCACCAUGAGCUGCAGGGUUCAUUGCUUGAAUCUGGCCUUUGAAGGUUCGGUGGCCUUGGGGCUUGCAGAUGGCUCGUUGGAGCUGCGUUCCUUGCCGGACCUGUCGCUCCUCUCGCGCCGGAUUUUGGGGCCGGUGCCGGUCUCCGCCGUCUACGUGGACGAGCGAGGCAUUGUGAGUGGGGAUGACGCAGGACAGGUCGUGUGUUGGGACGCAGAUGCCCAGAUGCCGGGAGAGGAGUGGCAGAUCAAAUGGAGGGGACAGCACCAGGGGCGCAUCGUGGCCCUCAACCGUGGUGGUGGAGAUUCCAUCAUCUCCGCCGGCUUGGAUGGCCACAUUAUGGCUCGCAAGGCCGAGACUGGUGAACACAUGUUCAGUAUUCCCAACCACAAAGUGUGGCUCGGUUCGAUGUGUGUGUCCGAGGAGCUGGACUUGUUGGUGACCGAUGGUCGGGACAACGCCGUGUAUCUCUACGAUUUCGGAAAUCCGUAG
Molecule: messenger RNA, 1947 nt
Organism: Durusdinium trenchii
Lineage: Eukaryota; Dinophyceae; Suessiales; Symbiodiniaceae
Source: the annotation of a GenBank genome assembly